Symbiodinium necroappetens is the source of this 1438-nucleotide messenger RNA. The record is from the annotation of a GenBank genome assembly. NCBI's taxonomy places the organism in Eukaryota, Dinophyceae, Suessiales, Symbiodiniaceae.
GGUCUUCGGUUUCGUUGUGGGCUUGCUUCUAACUUUGCGCCUCUUCGCUGCCGCGCCUUCUCGAAACUGUUGGGAAGUUGCCGGACUUUUGGUUGACAACUUUGACCUGCCGGCUGCAGACCACGGGUUCUUUGUGGAGUGGUUGCAAUAUUAUCCCUUUAGAAGGGAUAUUUUUCUGCAAGAGCUGAUUGUGGAAGAGUCGGAUAACGUUGCUUUUGUGAAGCAACUUUUGGUUGACAUAUCCAACGCCAAGCUAUGCGACUUUUGCACCCCGGACGAUCACCUUGCUGAGACUUUGGCAGCCUUGGACGAGGUCAUGCCACCGAAGCAGCAGCAGCAGUACAAUGUGCCAAUCGCGGGCGACUUGCGCCCCGAGGCCAACUUUAGCACUUGUGCUGUUGACUUUGAGCGUGCGGUGUUUAUCGACAUGCUUGCCUCUGCGAGGCAGGUGGAGCAACUUUGGUUGCCGAGAAUGCUGUACUUUGAUGUAGCGUGGAGCAGCCACGCCAUUUGGAUCACGAGCACAACGAACUCUUCUUUCUUUCUCCAAUGGCGCGACCGUGAGGCACUUCUUUGUCUGGAGUCCGAGGUCCAGCGAAACCCGGAAAGCUCAGAAGGAUGGAGGAUGCUUGGUCAGCUCUACGCACAGCUUGACCAAGACGUAGAGGCAAUUCAAUGUCUGAGGAAAGGUCACGAGGUUGAUCCCUACAACUUGGAUAGCUUGCUUGCUUUGGGUGUCAGCUGUACGAACGAGCUGGACCAGCUGCCAGCUCUGAAAUACUUGCGGACGUGGCUCGAAAACCACGAGGAUCACCAGGCCCUCGUAGAGGGAAUUGAAGUUCCUCCAGAUUUCGAGUACGACGCGUGGCGCCGCCAAGUCACCGAACUCUUUCAGCGGGCUGCAGAGGCCAACCCUCACGAUGCCGACGUAUUCGUAGCGUUGGGUGUCAUGGAGAAUAUCAACAGAGACUUCGUUGCGGCUGUUCAGGCUCUUGCCACUGCGUGUCGGCUGAGACCGAGCGAUCCUACUGUUUGGAACAAGCUCGGUGCCACUUUGGCAAACUCUGGCAAGAGUGAGGCGGCCGUUGUGGCUUAUCAUCAAGGGCUGGAGCUGAAGCCCAACUAUGCUCGAAGUUGGUCGAACAUGGCCAUCGCGCAUGCCAAUUUAGGGAAGCACAAAGAUGCUGCACGUUUGUACCUGUCAUCUUUAGUGCUGAAUCCGGAAGCCACGCACAUCUGGAACUUCUUACAGAGCGCAGUGCUGAACAUGAACAUGGACAGUCAGUACGCUCUCGAGGCAACGGAGGCCAUUGAGCAGAGAGAUCUGAAAGCCGCCACGCAGAUCAUUGAGGGUGUCCUCGAUCCGGCAAAGCUGCCGAAGCCCCUUGACCAUCCCACCAGGCCGCCUGAUGAGAUUCUGCAAUCCAUUGGGUUGUGA